Corylus avellana is the source of this 1682-nucleotide messenger RNA. RefSeq names its product Regulator of Vps4 activity in the MVB pathway protein. The record is from RefSeq and is a predicted model, not a curated record. Gene Ontology annotation, biological process: protein transport. NCBI's taxonomy places the organism in Eukaryota, Viridiplantae, Streptophyta, Magnoliopsida, Fagales, Betulaceae.
CCCUCUCACGAUCCUCCAGAGUCAAGAAAAUAAACCUCAAUCAGAAAGGAUCAGUGCCAUCAGCGGGGCCCCUGAGUGGGACUAUCGGAUCGAGAACCAAAAAGAUCGACUUUCCAACUCAGGCGAACGUUACUUCGUCCAAGAAAGGUAAAGCAAAAACCACACCGCUCUCUCUCAGUCUCUCUCUCUCUCUCUCUCCCACACAUUCUCCGCCAUGACUGUCACUCGUGUAGCCACCACCAAAGCCAAGAGUCUCAUGAAGCUCAGCAUCUCUCUCUUCCGCCGUGGCUUCAACUCUUCGAAAUGCAAGACAGCGGCGAAGAUGGCGGUGGCUAGAAUAAAGCUGCUGAGGAACAAGAGACAGGUGGUGGUGAAGCAGAUGAGGCGAGACAUUGCUUUGCUUUUACAGUCUGGUCAAGAUGCCACUGCUCGCAUCCGGGUUGAACAUGUUAUCAGAGAACAGAAUGUUCUGGCUGCAAAUGAGUUCAUUGAGCUCUUCUGUGAAUUAGUUGUGUCCAGACUUUCGAUCAUUGCAAAGCGAAGGGAAUGCCCAGCAGAUCUGAAAGAAGGGAUUGCCAGCUUAAUAUUUGCAGCCCCAAGGUGCUCGGAGAUUCCUGAACUAGUGGCAAUUAGGGAUAUUUUUGAGAAAAAAUAUGGGAAAGAUUUUGUAUCUGGAGCUACUGAUGUGCGACCUAGUUGUGGUGUGAACCGCAUGUUAAUUGACAAGCUCUCUGUAAGAACCCCUACUGGUGAAGUAAAGUUGAAAGUCAUGAAGGAAAUAGCCAAGGAGUACCAGAUUGAAUGGGAUACAACAGAAUCCGAGUUGGAGCUUCUCAAGCCGGCAGAAGAGCGUAUAGAAGGACCACAGACUUUCGUUAGUGCUACCAGCUUACCCUUGAAGCCUGCUACCAGAUCAACAAGCAGUGGAGAAAAUGGCAAUAUGCAUUUUAAGGACACUGCAUCAGCUGCUGAAUCAGCUGCAGAAUCUGCCAAGAAAGCAAUUGCUGCUGCACAAGCUGCUGCCUAUUUGGCCAACAGAGAUUUCAAUCCAGCCACUCAAGCAUCUGUUCUUGAUAAUAAGUUGAAUGCUUCAAGUAUCAACCCUGGAUUUGAAACCCUUUCUGGCAAUUCUUCUGGCUCCUUCAAGCCAAAUGACCAUUCCCCGGUUAACUCGCAGAAUGCUGGUCAUCAGCUGAAAGCUCCAGGGAGGACAUACGAGGCGCAGAGUUUUGGAAGGUCACAUUAUGUCAACAGUGAGGAGACAAGGGUUACCAAUGUGACUGGAGGAAAUGGAAAUGCUUAUAGGAGGCAUAGCUACAACAAUGCACCACCUUCGAGACAUUCAGAUAUAAAGUUUGAUGAAUCAGACUGUGACGAAGAAAUUGAGAUGGAAGAACCUCCUAGUGGCGUUUUACCACCACCCGAGCGAUCUCCACCACCAGUACCACCUUCAUAUCAUGAUAAACAAGAUUCAGCUCAUCGUGUUCAUCCCAAAUUGCCGGAUUACGAUGCACUUUCCGCUCGCUUUGAAGCCCUGAAGUCUCGCAAAUCACAAACAUAAAGUACAUCUUGCUUGGGUUGGGUAUAUCACUUUUCUUGGCUUUUGUAAUUCAUACAUGGAUGGUCUAUCCACGUUCUUUCUAUAUUAUAUAGAUACAAAAUAACUCAUGCGAAAAUUAUCA